UCUCCAUUCUCCAACUCUCAGCAGCUCCCAUAUGAUAUGAUGAGUGAUCCAAAAUAAUUUCAUCUUAACAGUGAGCUGUCACUCAACUGAACCUCGGCUGGCGUUGUUAACCAUUGUCUCCCCUUCAACACCAAAAACCCUUCCUUCUUUCUAUUUCUCACCGCCUUUAAUUAUCUUACCCUACUACAUUCAUCUCUUCCAAUCAUUCUAUUUCUAUUACUAGAUUGCAAGAUCUGCUUCCUUCAAAUUCUCCUCACCUCUUCAAAGCUUUUAACUUUUAAACCCCGAUUUGAUUUCUUUCUCUAACUUUACAACAUUGUCUUUUUCUUUUCCCUACAAACAUGAAAGAUUCAGAUAAACUAAUCUGGACUCCUAAAUCUGCCGUCGGCACCCCUCUUUCCAAUGGAGGUGUAGUAACAACAACAACAACAACAACUACACAAUCCAAAAUCUCCCACAAGCUUCUCCUCUUACUCAUCCUCUUCGUUUCAAUUACCUACGUUGUCUACUCGCUCAAACUCGUUUCCACUUCACGCGCUUGCAUAGACACUCCAUUCUCCACCGACACACUCUCAACUCUUCCACUCAUCAAUGCAACCUCAACCACCUCCGCCAUCCGCCUCGUUACUCAACAAACCACCACUGACAACAAAACGGUGCUCCGGCACGUUGUUUUCGGAAUCGCGGCGUCGGCCAAGCUAUGGGAGCAAAGAAAAAACUACAUCAAGCUAUGGUACAGAGCAAAGGAAAUGCGUGGUGUAGUAUGGCUAGACAACAAGGUUAAAACCCAAAAGAACGAAAGUCGGCUCCCGCCGGUGAGAAUCUCCGGCGACACUUCAAAAUUCGCUUAUAAAAACAAACAAGGUCACCGUUCCGCAAUCCGAAUCUCACGAAUCGUAUCGGAAACACUCCGGCUCGGAAUGAAAGAUGUACGGUGGUUCGUCAUGGGUGACGAUGAUACCGUCUUCGUCACCGAAAAUUUGAUUAGGAUUCUAAGAAAAUACGAUCAUAAUCAAUUUUAUUACAUUGGAAGUUUAUCUGAAAGUCAUUUGCAGAAUAUUUUCUUUUCCUAUGGUAUGGCUUAUGGUGGUGGUGGAUUUGCUAUAAGCUAUCCUUUGGCGAAAGCGCUUCACAAAAUGCAGGAUCGGUGUAUUCAACGGUAUCCAGGAUUGUAUGGCUCAGAUGAUAGAAUGCAUGCUUGUAUGGCUGAACUCGGUGUUCCACUCACUAAAGAAACGGGGUUUCACCAGUAUGAUGUGUAUGGGAACCUGCUCGGUCUUCUUGCAUCGCAUCCGGUGACUCCAUUAGUGUCACUGCACCACCUUGACGUGGUUGAGCCAAUCUUCCCCAAUGUGACUCGCGUAGAAGCCCUCCAACGGUUGACAAUACCAAUGAAGCUUGACUCAGCAGGGCUCAUGCAGCAAUCCAUCUGCUACGACAAAUCAAAGCACUGGACUGUUUCUGUUUCAUGGGGUUUUGCUGUUCAGAUAUUCCGUGGCGUGUUUUCACCCCGAGAGAUGGAAAUGCCUUCAAGAACGUUCUUGAAUUGGUACAGAAGAGCAGAUUACACUGCAUAUGCAUUCAACACGCGUCCGGUUAGCCGAAAUCCAUGUCAGAAGCCUUUUGUAUUUUACUUCUCAAAGGCAAAAUACAAUGAUACAACAGAACAAACACUGACUGAAUAUGAAAGGCAUCGUGUUCCUCACCCAGAAUGCCGGUGGAAGAUGGCCAAUCCUUCUUCUGUUGACAGAGUGGAGGUAUAUAAGAAGCCAGAUCCACAUCUAUGGGAUAGAGCUCCAAGGAGAAACUGUUGCAGAGUUAUGAGGUCAAAGAAGAAAGGAACCAUGGUGAUAGAUGUGGGUAUGUGUAGGGAAAGUGAGGUAAGUGAAGCAUAGUUUCAUCAUGUCACUGUCAAAUGAAAUAUAUUAGGGAGGUGGAUCAAUCUUAUGCAUUAUCUUCUCUUGAAGCUCCAUACCAAAAUUCCUUUAUUUAUUCAUUGGGUGGCUCACUCCCACGAAGUGAAAUUUUGUAAUUCUUUCCCAGGGUUCACUGAAAAUAGGUGAGUUGAGGAAAAGUCCAUGUACAAAGAAGUUUGUAGUUUUAAACAAUUAGAUUUAUAUUAGAUGGGACAAUAACAGAAGUUUACUUUGUAUUAUCGUUGAAGAGCCAUGCUUAUUAAUAUCAUGUGCCAGUCUGCUAUUUUUACAUUCUUUAAUUAUGUUUUCAAA
Molecule: messenger RNA, 2228 nt
Organism: Medicago truncatula (barrel medic)
Lineage: Eukaryota; Viridiplantae; Streptophyta; Magnoliopsida; Fabales; Fabaceae
Exons: 3
Coding region: 342-1895 (517 amino acids)
Source: RefSeq, a predicted model, not a curated record